AUUUUGUCGGUCGCCGCCGCGUUAAUUUUGCAAUACACUGUACAUCGCAUGAUCGCUGUGCAGUAUAGUUAUUAAGUACAGUACAGUACAGUACGGCGCACGCAUAGUUCCUGUGUUUUGGUACGUUACGCGCUCGAUUGCGCGUUAAAAUCCGUUGAACGUUGGAAUUCCCACGUAUAGUAUUUUGACCGCUGUUGGAAAUACACUUGCGCCGCGCCGGUAAUCGAACACAAGUCCGUCCGAGUAAUGUUAUAUGACCUGAAACGGUUUUCGUGAACGCGGUACACUCAUAAUUUCUAGUUGAUUUGCUUAUCCAUCUAUGGAGAGUGCCGAUUUUGACAGAUUUUGUGGUUCGCCUUUUUGGGACAACGAUCUGUCGUGGAACACGACCAACCCCGAUAUUACGUUAUGUUUUGAAAGGACGGUGCUGAUCUGGGUGCCGUGUUUGUUCGUAUGGCUAUUCUCGCCUUUAGAAGUCUAUUACCUAGUCAGCAGUAAAUUCAGGGACAUACCAUGGAACUGGCUCAAUAUAUCGAAAUUAAUCGGUGCUAUUCUUUUAUGUAUUCUUACCAUAGCCGAUAUUGUGUAUGCAGUAAUUCAAUACACUUCAGACCAGCCGACCUAUUCAGUGGAUUUUUAUACUCCGCUCGUUAAACUUGUCACAUUUAGCUUUGUUAUGGUGUUAAUAAAUGCCAAUCGAGCUAGAGGCCUACGUUCCUCUGGGUUAAUUUUCUUGUUUUGGCUAAUGUUAGCAUUUUUAGGAGCCAUUCAAUAUCGAUCAGAGAUACGACUAGCUUUGUCCGAUGAGCCCAUUAAAAAAUAUCAAUAUAUUAGCUAUAUGGUAUAUUAUCCGUUAAUUUUAGUUCAGUUUAUUCUGAACUUCUUUGCAGACGCUGAGCCCAGAUUAUCUGAUUAUCCUCCCGUUGAGAAACCAUGUCCAGAAAUGGAAGCAUCGUAUCCAUCUCGAGUACUGUUUUCAUGGUUUAGUACAAUGGCGUGGACUGGCUACAGGCGUCCACUCGAAGCCAAAGACUUAUGGAGUAUGAACUAUCAAGACAGUUCUCGGGAAGUAGUUCCUAUAUUCGACAAAUAUUGGGAACGUUCUUUAAUUAAAGCCAAAGUUCAAGAUCAGGAUGCAAAAGCAUCCUACAUAAAAAAUAAGUCAGACGGAAGUAUAGAAGUCACUCCUAUUGAUUAUUCAAAACUUAAACAGUCAUCUCAAAAACAAGCUUCAAUAUUUCCUACGUUAUGCAAAUCGUUUGGUCGUACAUUUUUGUUUGGCUCAUUUUUGAAAAUAAUAGAUGAUUGCUUAGUAUUUGUCAGCCCUCAAGUACUUAAGUAUUUGAUAGCUUUUGUCGGAAAUAAAAACGAACCCAUGUGGAGAGGUUAUUAUUAUGUCUUUUUAAUGAUGUUAACGGCAACUUUACAAACGUUAAUAUUGUCGCAAUACUUCCAUCGUAUGUACCUUGUUGGUAUGCGUGUGAGAACUGCACUUACUUCUGCUAUUUAUCGAAAGUCAUUGAGAAUAUCCAACAAAGCCAGGAAAACGUUUACCGUUGGUGAAAUAGUCAAUUUAAUGGCCGUUGAUGCACACAGAUUUGUUGAUCUGACCACUUAUUUAAAUAUGAUAUGGUCGGCGCCGUUUCAAAUCGCUUUAGCUAUAUAUUUUUUGUGGCAAUCACUUGGCCCCAGUGUUCUUGCCGGCUUAUUCGUUAUGAUAGUCUUAGUGCCGAUAAAUGGCGUCGUCGCUGCCAAAGCGAGAAGUCUUCAGAUCAAACAAAUGAAAAACAAGGAUCAGAGAGUGAAGUUAAUGAACGAAAUCUUGUCUGGCAUCAAGGUAUUAAAAUUGUACGCAUGGGAACCCAGUUUUGAACAAAAAAUUUUGGAUAUUCGUGGAAAGGAAAUUAAAGUCCUUCGCACCGCCGCUUAUUUAAAUGCCGCUACAUCUUUCAUUUGGGCUUGUGCACCGUUUUUGGUUUCAUUGGUGACUUUUGCCGUCUACGUAUUGUCUGAUGAAAAUCAUGUUCUUGACGCGUCAACAGCUUUUGUCUCUCUAUCUUUAUUCAAUAUUUUACGUUUUCCUUUGUCUAUGUUACCGAUGUUUGUUUCCAAUGUUGUUCAAUCUAGCGUCUCAGUCAAGAGAAUAAAUAAGUUUAUGAACUCUGAAGAACUAGACCCCGAUUCGGUCACUCACGAUGCUGAUGAAAAGGAUCCUAUCGUAGUUGAAAACGGUACAUUUACGUGGGGCGAAGCGAACGAAGCUCCAAUAUUGACCAAUAUAAAUUUACGAAUUUCGACUGGUCAGUUAGUUGCUGUUGUUGGUACCGUGGGUUCUGGCAAGAGUUCCUUAGUAUCGGCAUUCCUUGGUGAAAUGGACAAAGUCACUGGUCGAGUCAACACAAAAGGAUCUAUAGCGUAUGUGCCGCAACAAGCUUGGAUUCAAAACACGUCGCUCAGAGAGAAUAUAUUAUUUGGUCAAACUUUAAGCGAUAGAAACUAUAACAGAGUUAUAGACGCGUGUGCUUUAAGAUCAGAUUUCCAAAUGCUUCCGGCCGGAGAUGCCACGGAAAUUGGUGAAAAAGGAAUUAACUUGAGUGGUGGACAAAAACAAAGAGUAAGCUUGGCAAGAGCAGUUUAUAAAGAAAGCGACAUAUAUUUUUUGGAUGAUCCAUUGAGUGCGGUCGAUUCGCACGUUGGAAAACAUAUUUUCGAGCAUGUCAUUGGACCGACAGGAUUAUUGCGUAAAAAGACUCGAAUUUUGGUCACUCACAGUGUAACAUACUUAAGAGAAGUCGAUUUGAUUGUUGUGUUAAAAGAUGGCCAAAUCUCUGAAUCCGGUACUUAUAAGGAACUACUAGAUAAAAAAGGAGAUUUCGCAGAUUUCUUACUAUUACACAUGCAAGAUCAGUUUUUGGAUAACGGCUCUGAACAUGACAUUGACAAGUUAUUAGAAGAUGCGCCAGCAGAUUUAAAAGAAAAAUAUGUCCGUCAAAGAAGCGAGUCAACUUCGGUCCAUUCAAUGCAAAGACAAAAGUCCAUCGAUUCGGAAAAACCCGAUAAGGCUGUCAUACAACCCGUUGAAGAACAACAGGCCAAACUAAUUGAUGUAGAAAAGGCGGAAACUGGAAGUGUUAAAUGGGAAGUUUAUGCACAUUAUUUGAGGUCGAUUGGUCCUCUUUUAUGUAUAAGCACAAUUGUUCUGAGUAUUGUUUUCCAAGGCUUUUCGAUAUCAUCAAAUAUUUGGCUCUCAAAGUGGUCUAACGAUAAUAGUUCUCAUGUUCAUGGAACAGAGAACGUCAAGACAAGAGAUUUGUACCUCGGUGUGUACGGAUUACUGGGUUUUGGUCAAGUGUUAACAGUAGUGUUUGGCACAACCACAUUAUAUGUCGGUUGUCUAUUAGCUUCUAAGUGCUUGCAUGAUAGCAUGCUUAAAACUAUAAUGCACGCAAAGACGAGCUUCUUUAACGUAACGCCCAUAGGGCGUAUAUUAAAUAGAGUCGCUAAAGAUGUUGAUGUAAUUGAUAUAACAUUACCUCCAAUACUGCUGUCUUGGAAUAGAUGUUUGAUCAUGGUUAUCGGUACUUUAGUAGUUAUAAGCUACAGUACACCAAUAUUUAUUACUGUUAUUUUUCCAAUUGGUAUAGUUUACUACUUUAUUCAAAGAUUUUAUGUAGCAACGUCGCGUCAGCUUAAACGACUCGAAUCUGUGUCUCGUUCACCAAUUUAUUCACAUUUUAGUGAAACGGUUACGGGAGCUCCGUCGAUUAGAGCCUAUGGCAUGGAAAGUAAAUUUAUACUCCAGUCCGAACAAAAAGUAGAUUUUAAUCAAACUUGUUAUUAUCCCAGUACAGUGGCUAAUAGGUGGUUAGCGGUAAGGUUAGAAACUAUUGGUAAUUUAAUUAUUUUCUUCGCAUCAAUAUUCUCGGUUUUGGGAAAAGAUACCCUAAGUGCCGGUAUUGUUGGAUUGUCUGUCAGUUAUGCUCUCCAGAUUACACAAACUCUCAAUUGGCUUGUUCGUAUGACUUCUGAAGUGGAAACUAAUAUCGUUGCUGUUGAACGUAUUAAAGAAUAUGGAGAGACUCCUCAAGAAGCUCCAUGGGAUAUACCAUCGAAUAGAGUACCUAAGAAUUGGCCAGAUCGCGGAGAAGUUAAAUUUGAAAAUCUUAAAGUACGUUAUCGUGAAGGACUAGAUUUGGCACUGAAGGGUUUAAAUAUCUUUGUGGAAGGAGGUGAAAAGGUGGGCAUCGUUGGACGUACUGGUGCUGGUAAAUCGUCCUUGACAUUGAGCUUAUUCCGCAUCGUUGAAGCUGCCGAAGGGACUAUCAUAGUAGACGGUGUUGACAUAUCUAAUAUCGGGCUACAUGCAUUGCGUAGCCGUCUUACGAUUAUUCCACAAGACCCAGUGUUAUUUUCUGGGACUUUAAGAAUGAACUUAGACCCGACAAACAGUAACACCGAUGAACAGCUGUGGUCUGCAUUGGAAUUGGCCCAUUUGAAAGCACACAUCAAAACUUUGCCUGGUGGUUUGGACCACGAAAUAUCAGAAGGAGGAGAUAAUCUAAGUGUUGGCCAAAGACAACUCGUGUGUUUGGCAAGAGCAUUGUUGAGAAAAACCAAACUAUUAGUUUUGGAUGAAGCGACUGCAGCAAUUGAUUUGGAAACAGACGACUUGAUACAAACGACUAUACGAACAGAAUUUAAAGACUGCACAGUACUGACAAUUGCCCACCGUCUAAACACUAUUAUGGAUUCAGACAAGGUUAUAGUUUUGGAUAACGGUCUGAUGGUUGAAUUCGACUCGCCCGCUAAUUUACUUAAAGAAAAAUCUUCUAUUUUCUAUAUGAUGGCUAAGGACGCUGGCCUAGUGCAAUAAGAUGUGCUACGUGCUGUGUGUUUUGUACCUUUACACAUCACCACUGCCCUGGACUCCUCAAGUUUAUGGGCGUUGUGUUAUUGAAUUAAUUAUUUUAUUUUUAUUGUUUCUGUUAUUUUUUUUUACAGAAAAAAAAUCAAAUUGUUAAUAGUAUACCUACUAGAAUGUUUUAUGAAUUAAUUUUUUUUUUCUAUUUUAACAUUUUAUUUAAAGCCGUCCGUGUAAGCAAAUACUUGCCAUUUGUUUGAGGUUUCUCGUUGGUUUAACUUGUGUAUAAGUUAGUACAUAUUAUUUAUGCUCAAACAUUGUUCAGUAUAUAUUUUAUUCAGAUUAA
Adelges cooleyi (spruce gall adelgid) is the source of this 5207-nucleotide messenger RNA. RefSeq names its product multidrug resistance-associated protein 1 (gene MRP). Gene Ontology annotation, cellular component: membrane. NCBI's taxonomy places the organism in Eukaryota, Metazoa, Arthropoda, Insecta, Hemiptera, Adelgidae. Bases 320 to 4873 code for a protein of 1517 amino acids. Gene Ontology annotation, biological process: transmembrane transport. Gene Ontology annotation, molecular function: ATP hydrolysis activity; ATP binding; ABC-type transporter activity. The transcript has 29 exons. The record is from RefSeq and is a predicted model, not a curated record.